UAUAUUUCAGUUUAAGGGGGUUCGUCGAACCCUUUUGAACAAGGCUGUCAGUUUCAAAUAAAAGCUAUAGCAACCCUGCUUUUUAGACAAAAAUAAAUUAUAAAAAGUUUUCUUUUAGAUACGCAAGGAACUAGAAGGUAAAGGAUCCUAACCUACUGUUUAGAAUGGCUGCCACACGUCGCCUGACCCGUGAGCUCUCGGACUUGAAUGAGGCCAAGAUGAGCACAUUGAGGAACCUGGAGAGCAGCGACGAGACCCUCCUCCUGUGGACGGGACUCCUCGUGCCGGAGAAGGCGCCCUACAACAAGGGUGCCUUCCGCAUCGAGAUCACCUUCCCACCGCAGUAUCCAUUCAUGCCGCCGAAGAUCCUAUUCAAGACAAAAAUCUAUCAUCCCAAUGUUGAUGAGAAGGGUGAGGUGUGCCUGCCGAUUAUCAAUUCUGACAACUGGAAGCCAACCACGCGAACGGAGGACGUAAUACAGGCACUGGUGGCCAUCAUUCACAAUCCAGAGCCAGAGCAUCCGCUGCGCUCCGAUUUGGCCGAGGAGUUUGUCAAGGAGCACAAGAAGUUCAUGAAGACAGCCGAGGAGUUCACCAAGAAGAACGCGGAAAAGCGACCAGAGUGAAGUCAACAAACUGGCAGUGCACAGAUCCCAUUCAAUGUACAUCAAAAUUUAAUACAGUUUAGACCUUGAAUUCAAA
This is a messenger RNA of Drosophila serrata, 702 nucleotides long. It is a transcript of the gene Ubc84D, whose product is annotated as Ubiquitin conjugating enzyme 84D. The record is from RefSeq and is a predicted model, not a curated record. NCBI's taxonomy places the organism in Eukaryota, Metazoa, Arthropoda, Insecta, Diptera, Drosophilidae.